This is a messenger RNA of Acanthoscelides obtectus, 3123 nucleotides long. The record is from the annotation of a GenBank genome assembly. NCBI's taxonomy places the organism in Eukaryota, Metazoa, Arthropoda, Insecta, Coleoptera, Chrysomelidae.
GCCUGAAAUUUCCUACAAUUUAAAAGGAAAACAUAUCUUAACAAUAGGAGAGCGCUGACGCUGACACGGGACGAGUGUAAUCUAGAAAUUUUCGAAGGAGAGAAAAGAGUAUGACAAUCAAGGAGGCCAUAAACGCGCCCUACAAUUGUAGGGACGACUGACGAUACGGGAAUAAAAAAUCUUAAUUUUUGUGUGGUUGGUGAGGAAAGAUGAGUGUCAUAAUCCGGUUGCAGAACUUGCCGUGGUCGGCGAACGCUCUCGAUAUCCGUCAGUACUUUCACGGUCUCAGCAUUCCAGAAGGCGGAGUUCAUAUCGUUGGUGGAGAGUUAGGGGAUGCUUUCAUUGCGUUCAGCACCGACGAAGAUGCCCGCCAAGCGUUCACCCGAAAUUCCGGCAAAAUCAAAGAGGUGCAGAUCUCGCUUAUGCUCAGCUCUCGUACGGAGAUGCAGCGCGUUAUCGAGGCGGCACGCAACCAAUCGUACGCCGCUUUCAUGCAGCCGGCCGUGCAACCGCCCCCGAUGGCACCCGCAGUGAGGGCGGCGGCUGCCUCCGCUGCCGCUGGUGUGCCCAUGCCGGCCGCAGUGCCCACUAUCGCGCCUGCAGUGAAGCCCGCGGCCGUUCCUAGCGUGAAGAGCAAGGAUAAGGACAGGAGGGAUAGAAGGAGGUCACACUCACGUUCACGCUCAUAUUCUCGGUCACGUUCCCGAUCUAAAUCCAAAGAUCGCAAAGAACGAUCACGAGAUAGAGAUAGGAAGAGAUACAGAGACCGAAGUCGGUCUAGAUCCAGAGACCGGAAAUCAAGAAGCAGAAGAAACAGAUCUCGCAGCAGAGAACGCGCUCGGUCAAAAGAUCGCAGAACUAGCAAGGACAAACGGAAGCGUAAUUCGCCAGACCGUACCAUCCAAUCUUUCCAGAAGGACAGGAAGCAAAUGCCGGAAGUAUGGGCAACUCAGACCAAACCGAUAGAAGUACCUGCUCAAGCUGCUCAGUCAGCACACUUGCUUCAAGCAGGCUUGAACGUUGCGGCGCUCAGUCAGGCUCAAAAGGCAAUGAGCAACAUUGCAGCGAGUUUACCCGGUCAGUUGAAUGGGUUUCCAGGAAAUUUCAAUGGAAACAAGGAUAGACCUGGGAGGGAUAGUUGGCCGCCAACUGCUCAAAACAAUUUCGCGGGCCCCCAAAGAGGCAACGACGCAUUUAACGACCAAAAGCCAUUCCAAAGCCGCUUCCAGAGAAACAACUUUCCGCAAAGGGGAGAUAACAAAGAUUGUUGUAUAGCAGUCGAACCGAUCCAUGGAACAUACAGUGAUGUAAGGCGGCUGUUCAAAGGGAGGUAUAUCAGUAGUUCGGGUAUCAAAUUUAUCAACGACCAGAAUGGUAGAAGAACAGGAAUCGUAUACGUACAAUUUGGCUCGUAUAAAUGCAAGGAAACUGCUUUGCAAAUGAAUGGAGGAGAACACAAUGGUAAUACUCUGAAAAUUUCUUCUAUCGAAGAUGAUGUGUUCGAAGAAGCUACUGAUCGUUAUCUUCCAAAUCGGCCGGAAGGAAACGGUAGCGAAACAGCAUAUAAGUUCAAAAAUAUUUCGAAAACGUUCUACCCUUCUGCGCAGACGCAAGAAUUUAAAGAGUUCACGGCCUUGAAGGUGGACGACCUACCUAACUAUACCAAAGAACAGGAUAUCUUACAUAUGUUCUCGCAGCACCCUCUCGUGGCGCUGAUACUAACUGCUAAGCCUAAAGGAGGGCAUGUAGCAUAUGUGAAAUUCAGUAAUCCUGAAGUAACACAGAAAGCGUUUGAAGAGAAAUCCCAACAUGUAGUUGGAGGCAAACAAGUUACCGUCAUUCCAUGCAAAGACGAGGAGUUCAACGAAAUUAACCGGCAACACGAUGUAGAUGCAGGUAUAAAGACCGGCGAGCCUGAGCCCACUAAAGAAGAAAUUGUCACAGAUUGCGUGAAUGUGUCCAACUUGCCUUUAAAAACCACAGAUAAAAACAUAUCAGACUUUUUCUCUGAUAUCGGCGUGAUGCCUACCAAAAUCCAUCUGAUGAGCAACAGUAUGGGAUUCACAGGUCAAGCGUACUGCGAAUUUGCUACCACUAAUGAUGCGAAGUUGUCAUUGAAGAAACACGAGGCCGUUUUAGGCGAAGCUGUUAUUUCCGUAUUGCCUAUAAAACGGGACGAAAUGAUGGCAAUUCUCGGGAAUACGUUGCCCGUACCUGACCCAGCUUUGGCACCACAGCUAGCAGCCGGAACGCCGGCUGGAGUGAGGCCGCUGAUGAGUUUAACGCCUGUUGCACCUCCCGAUUCACGAAUGCCAGGACACAUCAGACCUCCCUUCCGGCCGCGUAAUUCGUUUGAGGCACCACGAAGCCAUUUUGAAGGUGGUCCACGAGGUCAUUUUGAAGGUGGGCCACGAGGUCAUUUUGAAGGAGGACCGCGACAUCUCAGACCCAGAUUUGAGGCAGGUUCCCGAUCGUAUGAAGCUGCACCUCGCCAGUUUGAAAAUCGGCCCCGACACUAUUUUGAGGGCCGUCCGCACCGCCGUUUCGAUGAUGAGGCAUCGAUGGACUACGAGGAGGACUUUGAGGACAAUCAGCACGAGUUUGAAGGCCCUCCUAGGUCAAGAUUUGCCCCUAGAGAUCCGCCUAGAUCUCGCCUUCAAAUUCCUGUUGAUACAGAUGAAGCUCCGGUGGGUUGCACUAUCUAUAUGAAAAAUGUUCCUUAUAAGGCUGGUACUCAAGAGAUCCUCGAGUUUUUUGAUGGUUUCAAUCAUUCGAGAAAUGUCAGUAGGAGAUACAAUCCAAAUAACACGCCCAGUGAUGAAGCGAAAAUUGUGUUUUUCGAUCCAGAAGAGGCAGCACGAGCUGUGGCUGAAUUAAAUAAAGAGAAAAUUUGGGAUAGGCAGAUUUUUCUUAAGAGAGAGUAAGAGUUGACAGAUAAUUUUUAUGAGAGUUGACGUGUAUAUAUUUUGGUACGAUUGUAAAUACAAAUAAGCUCUUACUACUAUGUUAGUAGUAAAUUAUUUUUUGCAAUUUGUAGUGUUACCUUCGUAUAAUCAAACAAUAUAGUUAUUAUACAUUGUCUGUUUAUUUUAUAAAUAAAUAAACGAGAUUUUUCAUAUCCCU